Molecule: messenger RNA, 3564 nt
Organism: Condylostylus longicornis
Lineage: Eukaryota; Metazoa; Arthropoda; Insecta; Diptera; Dolichopodidae
Product: zinc finger CCCH domain-containing protein 18
Exons: 1
Coding region: 161-2560 (799 amino acids)
Molecular function (GO): metal ion binding
Source: RefSeq, a predicted model, not a curated record
UUCGCCAUUCGCCAUUUACUUACUUCUUGUUUAUAAUUCGGAAAAUAUAAAUAUCUAUUAAAAUUUUCGGGGAAAGUCUUUCAUCAAAAAGUAAUUAUUUUCAUAAAUUAAUUAUCUGGGUAUGUUUUAAAAUUAUAUAUUCGGUUUUAUUACGUAAAUAAUGGAAUCGGAAGAAUCGACGCCUGGCAUAUCUGGUUCUGCAUCAGAUUCAUCAAAUGACUGUGAAGAUUACCGGAACUCUUCGGGAACACCAAAUAGAUUUGUAUUUGAUUCAAAUAAUGAUGCAAAACAACAAUCAGAAUCGGCGAAAAAUUCACCAAAUUCUACUCCAAACACAGAACAUGACGAUACCCGUUCCAAUUCGCAAAGAUCGCGUUCUUCAACACCUUUAUCAUCAAGUGAAAAUGGUGAUGAUCAAAUGGAUGAAGAACCCAAAUUUGAUCACCAGCGCUCUCAAAGCGUUAACAGUGCUGCUUCAAAUGUACUGAGUGGGGAUGGGGAUGUUUCUGGUGUAAGGGAGUAUUCGGCGUCACCCGAUAAUUCGCGAUGUUCCAGUAACUUAAGUCACGAAUCACGCGAAAUUGAAUCAGAAAUGAAAGAAUGCGGUGAUUUUGAAAAAAGUUAUGAAGAAAAAGAAGAUGGGUCGAUUAACAUAAACCAUGAAGAAUUAAGCAAUGUUAGUGAAACAGAAAAUGAUAAGAAGGAAGAAUCUGACAUGCCUAUUCAGAUAAAUUUACAGAAUUGCGAGAUUUCUAAUAAUAGCUCUGUAGAGCAAGAGGCAUAUAAUAAAGAGAAGGAAACAAUCUGUAAAGAAUCUAAUCGCAAAGAAACGAAUAUGGUUGAUUUAAGACAAAAGUUGGAUGCAAAGAAAAAUGUAAUAAAGAAUUCGGAAGUUUGUUUAGAAUCAAGCGAGAAUAUAUGUAAAAUUGAUGAUUUUAAGAUGAAAAACAAAACUGCAGAAAAUAUUGACGAUUUGGCAAAGAAACAUGACGAAGAUGCUUUAGAUUUUGAAGCUGAAGAGGGUGAGUGUCAAGAAAUUAGCAAAGAUAAUAAUGAGGUCGAUGCCAAAACUGAUCAAAAUAAUGCCAAAAUAAACUUACGGAAAGAAAAAGAGGAUGGUGAAGAAUUAGAAGAAGGUGAAGUAAGCGAUGAAGACGAAAAAAGACCAGAAGAAAGCGAACCGAAACCGGUAUGUCGGUUUUACACCAGGGGAGCUUGUACUUGGGGUAUGAGUUGUAGAUUUUUACACCCAGGUGUAACUGAUAAAGGUAACUAUACAAUGUUUGAUAUGAUACGCCCAGUUCCAAUCGCUUCAAACUCAGUUCACUCCAAUAACUAUCCACCUUACAUUGAGUAUCAAGAACGAUCAACACUUUUACACAGACCGCCACAUAUGCAUCAUCCAAACUUUAGUAACCUUCAUACAGAACAUAGAAUGAUGGGAUCAGCACCCCCGGGAGCUAAUCCAAGCAUUGAAAAUAUACCUGCAGUUGAAAGUGCUUGGGAACGAGGUCUACGUACAGCAAAAGAAAUGAUGAGGAAGGCAGACAAGCGUAAAGAACAGUACAUGGAUUUCGAAGAUAAAAAAAUGAAUCUUACUGUAUCAUCGGAUGAAUUAGAAAAGGAAAAUUUUUAUAUGAGGGACAGAGCUUCCCCAGAACCCAAUUCGCUUUACACAUCCCGUACAUCCCCGGCUGUAUAUGGAUAUGAUGCAGGAGUUUACAGCCCACCGCAUAGAAUUCCUUUACGUAUACCGGGUGCAAAUACUUUUGAAGAAGUAGACUCAUAUGGCCGUUCAAGUAGAUAUAGAGAAUUGCCACAACAUAGAAUGCCACAGUAUAAAGAUGAACGGCGUGUACGACCAACAAGAGAAGUUAUAGUUGAAAGAAUAGAACCAUCGGGACGGGGAAAUGAAUGGAGUGAUCCAUGGAUGCGAUCUAAGACACUUGGUGGACGUGAUAGAGAUAAAAGAUCAUCACUUCGUCGUGAAAGAAGUUAUAGCAGCAAUUCGUCCUACUCUAGUUCCAGUAGCUCAAGAUCUGCUUCUUCUUCUGAUACAAGUAGAUCAUUAUCUGUUAAUACUCGUCGUCGACGUUAUGAUAGUAGUAAACAUAAUUCUUACAAAUCUCCAGGAAGGCAUAUUAAAACUAAAAUAAGAACACCUAGCCCAUCUUUAAAACGCCGCCGAUCAUCAAGUUCAUCUGAUUCAAGUGGUUCGGAAAGUGAUUCCUCUUAUUCAUCAAGUUCUUCAAGCUCAUCGCGUGGAAAAACCCCAAUUAAAAAAUCUUCAGGUAGAGUUUCGGAAAAAAUUGUGGCAGAGAAAAAACUAACAAAAAAAAGUGAAAUGUCCAAAAAACGUUCACCAAUAUCCAUCGAAUUAAAGAAAACUUCAAAUUUGGGUGCAUCAAGUUUAUCUGCUGCUAUGGACCGUGAUAAUUCAAAUUCGAAUUCAUCUUCAAUGGCAAAUUCUACAAAAAAAAUCACUAGAAGAGAAGAACUAUUAAAACAACUAAGAGCUGUAGAAGAUGCAAUAGCAAGAAAAAAGUCGAAACUAAGCUAAACUAGUACAAACCAGCAUUAAAAUUAAAAUGUGUAUUAAGAAUGGCAAAGCUUAAAUUUAUUUUGAAUAAAUUUUUUUUUUUAAAUGAAUCACAGUAUCAAAAAUUUUUACUUUUUUCCGAUUUCAAUUUUGAUUAUUAGUAAUGAAUAUGGAUUGGAUUUUAUACUUAUUAUGUAAUCAAGUAAAUAUUCCUUUAAUAAAUAUUAAAAAUUUCCACCCAAUUGCUAUAAAAUUGUAUUUUUCAAGGAUUUAAAAUAAUUAUUUUGUUAUUACAGAGAAUACUAAGUAUUAGAUGAAGAUAAAUUAUUAAUUUCUAUAAAAAUUUGGAUUAUAUUCAAUGUAUCUGAUAUUAAGUAUUCUUCAUUAAUAUUAUAACAUUUUUUUUUUAGUUGUAAUUGUUUUGUUGGGUGGACUCAACAGAAAAUCUUCAAUUUAUGAUGUGGUAACUGCUCUUUCAUUUUCUUUUUCAUAGACAAACGUUUAUUUUAUCUAACGCAGUUCAGUUUGUGGAUAUGAAUAUAUAUUUAUUAUUGAGGAGAAAUAUACCUAAAAAGCACAUUUGAAAUUUGUACCAUUAUAUGUAUAUUGGCAACGAUAUUUUAAUCAACUUUUGUUGUAUGAAUAUUGUAUUGUAUGCGACAUAGAAUUUUCCUUAUAAAUGUACGUACAUAAGAUAUGUAUAUUUUAAAACCCUACUAUUGAAAAUUUGUAUAUUAUGAGCUCGAUUAUGAUGUUAUUGUAAAAUAAUAUCGUAUAGCGGUUCAUAUAAUUUUACUGCCUUCAAAGUUAUAUCAAUUGCAAAAAUGGCAUAACUAUAUUGGAUCGAUGAAUCCAAUAUUAUCAAAAAAAUAUUAGUCAAACAUCGAUCAAGUAUUUGUAUGUAUGUAUGUAGUUGAUAGAAAUUUAAUUUUGUUUUUUAGAUUUUCUUUAGAAAUUUGAAUUAUUUUUGUAAUAAAAAUUUAAGUAUCUGAUUAAUACAUAUUGAAUAAAAGUAUUUUACUUUA